AUGGCAGCCGUUUCAGUGUUGUUCGUCUGCCUGUCAAUAAUAAUAACUAGGGAGAGGAACAGAGGGAGAGAUGGCGGAUGGUGGGCUGACGAGACAGGUCGUUCACCCAUGGCCGAAGCCGUGUUUAGACACAUCUCGAGCAGCAAGGAGGACAAGACGGUGACCUUCUCGAAGCUGGACUCUGCCGGGACAUGCGCAGCGCAUAUCCACGACCCUCCAGACCCGCGGACGAUGUCGACUCUGAAGAAACACGGCAUCACAGACUUUACGCACGCAGCCCGUCGAGUGAAAACGUCUGACUUUACCGAAUUCGACUACAUCAUUGCCAUGGACCAGGAGAACUACGACUCGCUGAUGUACUCCCGCAGCAGGGUCAAGGGAGAGCAGCUCGCUGAGGUGAGGAUGUUUGGAGACUUUGACGCAGACAGGCUGGCGGGCAGUGACACUAGCAGUGGGGAGAGCGAGGAGGUGCCCGACCCUUACUAUGGCGGCAGAGACGGCUUUGACCGUGUCUAUGAGAUGGUCACCCGGCUGUCCCAUGGGUUUAUAGACUAUCUGGAGAAGAAGCAUGCCGCUGAUGCUGCUGCCAAUUAG
Nannizzia gypsea CBS 118893 is the source of this 594-nucleotide messenger RNA. RefSeq lists its product as hypothetical. Gene Ontology annotation, molecular function: protein tyrosine phosphatase activity. Bases 1 to 594 code for a protein of 197 amino acids. Lineage: Eukaryota; Fungi; Ascomycota; Eurotiomycetes; Onygenales; Arthrodermataceae. The transcript has 2 exons. The record is from RefSeq and is a predicted model, not a curated record.